Nymphalis io (European peacock) is the source of this 698-nucleotide messenger RNA. RefSeq lists its product as uncharacterized. Lineage: Eukaryota; Metazoa; Arthropoda; Insecta; Lepidoptera; Nymphalidae. Bases 38 to 568 code for a protein of 176 amino acids. The transcript has 5 exons. The record is from RefSeq and is a predicted model, not a curated record.
AUUAUAUAAUUUUAGUAUUGAACUUCUUAACGAAAUAAUGUGCAUAAAUAUCGAAGUGAUUUUACCAACUAUAGAAAAGUUCCUGAUAUUGUAUCCUUUGCGAUGUGGAUGCAUUUUAAUUCAUCUCUGGACAACGUUACGAGCGGGAUUUUGCAUACUGUUCUAUUCAACUGCAAUCUUAGAGGUUUUAAUUGGCGAAGAGUCACCGUUCGGUGCUUCGCUGGUUAGAGAGAAACCGAUCACAGAUAACCUAUACCUCGUUUAUUAUACACUUUUGGCAUUAUUGUUGUGUGAGACUGUUGUGUUUAUAUUUAUGAUGCAUUUUGGAAUCGGAUUAUAUUGUUUCAACUUAAUCUUGAUGAAACAUUACUUAGUAUGCCGUUUUUUUACAUGGCUUAUUGAAAUGGGAGGACUAUUAAUUAUGUGUCUCGCUCAUAAACUAUUAAUAGGAUGGUAUUUGGGCAUUUUGUUCUUUACUAUUCUAGAAUUUUACUCCUUCGUCGUAGUCUACAGUUAUUAUGUCAACCAAUUGGAAGAUCAAAUGGAAGCGGAAAAACACAUUUGUUAAUAAAGUCAUUAACACAUUGUUCUAAUUGUUGUGAUUGUUGUUAAUAAAGAUGGCCUUUGAACUGCCUAGAUUGAAGAAGUGUUGUUGUUGUUUACCGUUGAGAACAGGAUCGCUUGUAAUUGGAUAUAUU